Molecule: messenger RNA, 4457 nt
Organism: Nothobranchius furzeri (turquoise killifish)
Lineage: Eukaryota; Metazoa; Chordata; Actinopteri; Cyprinodontiformes; Nothobranchiidae
Gene: dipk1a
Product: divergent protein kinase domain 1A
Source: RefSeq, a predicted model, not a curated record
CACCUGUGCCAGUUCUCCACACACCUGCUCCUCGUCUCCUAUCACUCCAGCCCCAGUGUAUAAAGCCUCUCCUUGUCUCAUUGUUCUUGUCAGUCCAUUGUUGUUGUUUGUCAGCGUGUUGUUCUGUCAGUCUGCCCGUGUUUUUGGAUUUUGGCUCCCUGCCUUUGGAUUAUUGUUAUUUUGGGACUCAUCCUACAAUAAAAGGAUUUUCUUUUCUUCAUAUCCACUCCUGCCUCGUGUCAUCCUGGGUUCUGCAUUUUGGGUUCUAACAUCCCUUCAAAUCGUGACAAGAACCAGAUCAGUUUAACCUUCACACUAAUACUGGCCAGAUUCUCCUACCUGCACAUGAAGUACCUGUUCUUCUCCUGGCUGGCCGUGUUCGUGGGGAGCUGGGUAGUUUAUGUGGAAUACUCCUCCUACACAGAGCUCUGCAGAGGCCACGAGUGCAGAAACUCCAUAUGUGAUAAAUACAGAAAAGGAGUCAUCGAUGGUUCCGCCUGCAGCAGCCUGUGUGAGAAGGAAACACUUUACCUUGGGAAGUGCUUCACCGCCAAACCCAACAGUCAGGUUUACUCAGGGCACUGGGGAGACCUGCAGGGGGUCGUUAAGUGCCAGAUGGAAGAGGCCCCUCAUUAUGACUUGGGAGGUGAAAUGGAGCCUAGAAAAGAAGCCUCUGCCUUCAACAAGCCAACCAAAGGAACGUCAGUGGAGAAGUUCAGAGAGAUGAUAGUCGGCCACUUAAAGGCUAAAGUGGAGGACCAGGCCAACCUCGCUGACCUGGCGACACAUGUAUUAGCCGUUGCUGACGCUAAUAAAGAUGGCCACAUCUCACUGCCAGAGGCCCGCUCCACAUGGGCCCUGCUGCAGCUCAACGAGUUCCUGCUGGCAUUAGUCCUGCAGGACCGCGAGCACACACCAAAGUUACUUGGCUUCUGUGGAGACCUGUACAUGAUGGAGAAGGUGCCAAACUCCCCUCUGUAUGGAAUCAGUCUUCCUUGGAUUGUCGAAGUAUGGAUUCCUGCUGGUCUGCGCCGCAGCAUGGACCAGUGGUUCACCCCGUCCUGGCCUCACAAGGCCAAGAUCUCCAUCGGCCUGCUUGAGCUGGUGGAGGACAUUUUUCACGGCACUUUUGGCAGCUUUCUCAUGUGUGACGUCAGCACCGCUACUUUCGGAUACAACGACCGGCACGACUUUAAAGUAAUGGACGCCCGUUACAUCAUUCCCGAGGCCACUUUCCAAGAAAGAAUCAGGCAGCAGCGCUGUGACGCAGACGAGGACUGUCUCUACGGGACCGACUGCCUCACCAGCUGUGACCUCACCAAGCACCGCUGCACACCGGAGGUCACCAGGCCGAACCUGGCUAAAGCCUGCGACACCCUGAAGGACUACAUUCUGCAGGGUGCACCGUCGGACGUGAGCGAGGAGCUGGAGAAGCAGCUGUACGCCUGCAUCGCUCUGAAAGGUUCGGUAGAACAAAUGGAAAUGGAGCACUCGCUCAUUCUGAACAACCUCAAAACUCUGCUGUGGAAGAAGAUCUCACACACUAAAGACUCCUGAACCAAUCUUGUUGAAACAGCACUUGUACUCCAUUUUACAUGUAUGACUGUUGUACUUUAGGUUGUAAAACGGUUGAUCACUACAGGAAAAGACGGUUUUUUUCAUAACCAGAAUAAAAUAAAGCUUGGCCAAGGAACCGGCACAGGUAAUGUGGGACAUCAUAGCGCAUUAAGGAGUCAUCUCUACAUCUAAAACCAACCUGCUCUUUUGCAGUUUUAACUCAACUGGUGAUUAUAUUUGUUGUCAGAGCUGAACCCCGAGUGCAACGUGAACACAAAAACACCAGAGCACACAUUCUUUUCCCAUAUUUAUUAGAACAAAGUUCUGCAUUUGAACCAAAGCAGACAGACGCCUUAUUCUGCAUCCUCCUGUUCCUGAGCACGGAGGAAGCUGGCCUUCUUCUGGGCGACUCGGUCUUUCCUCUGAGCCAGAGACAGCUUGGCACGGUUCCACCUUCAUCACAAAAGGACAAUUAAUAGUUUUUUGUUGUUUUUUUUACAUACAGUGGCAGGUUUUUAACUCAUUCACUGCCACUGACGACUAAAGUCGUCAUUUGCAGUUUUUUUACUGUUUGAGCAUCGGAACGAGCCCCCGCGCUGAGAGAACAAACAUCUCAGCCCCGAAGCCGAUCUUCAUCCACAUACGUCACAGAUCACAUGAUCAGGAAGCAGACCAUCCAUGUAUUAGGAGAUCGUUUUGGGCCGUUCCAGUAAAAAAAGUGAGGUGCGAACCGGAAAAGCGUCUGCCGAUCACAAUUCAACGGAUUAUGAAUCAAAUCAAAUCAAAGCUUUAUUUAUAAAGCGCCUUCCGCAACCCUGUCAGGAAGCCCAAGGCGCUGAAAGAACGUAUGAAAGAACGGAUAACGCUCGAAACACACGGACUCUUCCUGAUGUAAGAGGUGAGUCUCCUCUUUGUUUUGGUUGUUUUGGCAUCGACAUCAUGCUACCGCGCAACGUUCUGUGACUCUUAAAAAAACAGUAAAAACGUGAGAAACGCUGGCAGCAAAGUGAUCAGGAAACGGCUGGCAGUGAAUGAGUUAAAAGACAAACUCUUUAAUUACAGCAAGGAGCUCAGAAUCCAUAUUUUUCUCCGAUUGAAGCAACUUCGACCUGAGAUUUAGAAACACUCUGGUUCUGACUCCAAUUUCUCAGUGAGUUUGUUAUUGUAUCGAUUCUCGAUUAAGACUUUUUCAAGAGGCAGAACCCAAAACCUUUACACGUUUUAAAGAGCCAGCAAACCCAAGGCCUUACUUGGUGAAACAGUCUGAACGUCAACAUGAAUUUUAACUCUAGGAACAGAAUCACUGCAUGUUUUUACCUUUUAAGAGGGGGAAAAAAAUGUGCAGCACAAUCGGUGAGUUUGUUUCUGCAGGGUAGCUGCAGGUUUAAGGGAGCCAAAUUUAAGACUUUUUAAGACCUUUUUUAAGGCCACUUUGACCAAAUUUAAGCUAUUUUAAAAAUUAAAUUUAGCAAUAAUUUCCAGCUAUUGCCUGGAACCGGUGCUAACCACGUCGCUAACGUGGGAUUAGCCAUCCAGUUACCAUUAAAAUUGCACUUCCCCAUGGCGCAAGCUCCCACUAGCUUAACCAGCUAAUGUGCUCAUCUAAAAAUAGCCCCCUUUCACAACCAACUGACUGCGUACGGUUCCGCUUACGUCAACAUCGUACACAAAAAAAUGCUGAACACUAACUAGAAAUUCACGAAUUUUUUAUAGAAAUAAAAGAAUCUUGUUUAUUGGGUCUUUGGUCAUUUAAGACCUUUGGAAACUGGAUUUAAGGAUUAUUUGUCCUUUUUAAGGACUUUUAAGGCCUUAAAUUAGGAAAAGCUAAUUUAAGACUUCUAAGACUUUUUAAGGACCCGCGGACACCCUGUUCUGACCACAAGUUUUAGGUUUCUUGCUCACAACCCAAGGUUUAGAAGAGAAGGGGCUUUUUGGAUGAUCCGGCCGUUUUCAGCUCAACUAAAGUUCACGUCCAGGAUGACAGACUCUACAGCAACAAUUCAAUGGUAACUUAAAUGUGGCUGCUGUAAGAAACAAACAAGUUUAAAUCGUUAAAAGCUCUCAACGCUAUAGAGCAGAAGAGCAAAGAAGAAUUGCACAACUUUGCGUGCCCAGCGUUUGUUCUUUUAAACUGCCAUUCAUGACAAAAGUCGUCAACUGCGUUAAACGGGGCGGGCUUGAGAGUGAACAUCAAAGCACUAAAGUUAAUUUACAUCCGUGUGUGUCACACGAUCAGGAAGAAGACAGAUCAGUUUUGGGAUGCCGCUAUGCCUGAAGCGAGGCGCUAGCUGGAAAAACGUAUGCAGCUCACACUUUGACAAUGGCAGCUAGAAACAUGCCGAUUCUUCCUGAUGUGAGUAGUGAGUCUACCCUUUUCUUGAGGUAGUUUUGGUGUUUACAUGAUCAUAGAGCACAAUGUUCUAUGGCUCUUCAAAUAAACAGUAAAAAUGCUCAAAAACGCUGGCGGUCAGGGGCUUUCUGAUCGGAAAACGGCUGCCAGUAAUGAGCUUCUUCAGACGGACAACAUGUUCGGCAGACAUGUUUUGAACUUUGCCGCUGGGCGAGACGUGACGCCGCCCCUAAAGCCUACAAAGUAUGAGCGAGAGCUGAUCAGCAGGGAUUAUAAACUUGGAAAGCCACACACGACAUUUUGUUCCCAUGGAGAUCGGCUAAUUUUGAUGGGCGGUCGAAGCCACGCUUCAGACCGCCUCUGCACAUUUUCCAUGAAAGCACGGCAACAUUAACACUUCCAGCGCUUCGUUAGUAUUCGGCUGCAUCUUCCUGUCAGCGGACGGAGAAUCGAGAUGUAAAAAACUGAAUUGUUCUUGGAAAAACGGGAACAAUUAGUCCUGGUUCCAAUCUAUGCUCGACACCCAACCCUAAUAAAAAGUGUCUUCUCA